CAUAAAUCUCUAUAACUUAAGCCUUUAUUUUUAUAUUACUAAAAACCUCUUUCUCCAUAUUUUCUCCUCCUCCAAGUACUGUUUUUACAAAGAAAAGAAAUCAACAUGCAGAGACAACUAGCUAACAUGAAGCAAUUACUUUUUGAUCAGGGAUAUUUGGAUGAACAAUUUCAUCAGCUAGAAGAGCUUCAAGAUGAUGCAAAUCCCAAUUUUGUCGAAGAAGUUGUUACGUUAUACUACCGGGAUUCGGCUCGACUGAUCCAAAAUAUAGAACAAGCCUUGGAGAAAAAACCUAUUGACUUUGUUAAGCUGGACAGCCUAAUGCACCAGUUCAAGGGCAGCAGUUCAAGCAUUGGAGCCAGGAAAGUCAAAAUUGAGGCUACACAGUUCAGAGAACAAUGCAGAGUUGGAGAUGGUGAAGGAUGCAAGAAAACAUUCCAACAACUGAAGAAGGAAUAUGCUGCUCUGAAAAAGAAACUGGAAACUUAUUUUCAGUAUGCAAGACAAGCUGGACCUGUUGAGAAAGCAUGUCGCUCUAAAUAACUAAGGAUCAACUCACAGUUUCCCUUAUUACUUAUUAGUAAAAACAGGCCUUUGGUUUUUGCUAGAAAUGUGAAAGGUUGUUCUUAUUGUACUUUUAUGCUUCUGCAUAAUUAAUAUUUACCAGAUAUUUCUCGUGCGAAUGUCGUUCAUCUU
Molecule: messenger RNA, 696 nt
Organism: Striga asiatica
Lineage: Eukaryota; Viridiplantae; Streptophyta; Magnoliopsida; Lamiales; Orobanchaceae
Source: the annotation of a GenBank genome assembly